Molecule: messenger RNA, 1348 nt
Organism: Spodoptera exigua (beet armyworm)
Lineage: Eukaryota; Metazoa; Arthropoda; Insecta; Lepidoptera; Noctuidae
Source: the annotation of a GenBank genome assembly
UUCAAGCGAAUCAUCCCAAAUUGCGCAUGUCACACGUCACGUUACGUCAAAAAAUUUACGUUUACGAUUUUCGACCCGAGUUUUGGAGUACAUUUAAUAAUUUGGUUAAAUUAAAUACUCUGUAAAAAUGGAAGAUAACAAAGACUUUGAAACUUUAGAACCUUCAUUAAAAAAUGUUGUUGAACAGACAUCUCUGCGGUGGAUUUUCGUGGGAGGGAAAGGUGGUGUUGGUAAAACAACAUGCAGCUGUAGUCUGGCCGUUCAACUAGCUAAGGUGCGAGAGUCUGUCCUUAUAAUCUCUACUGAUCCAGCCCAUAACAUUUCUGAUGCAUUCGACCAAAAGUUCUCGAAGGUGCCAACAAAAGUAAAAGGGUUCAAUAACCUUUUUGCAAUGGAAAUUGACCCUAAUGUGGGGCUGACAGAGUUGCCAGAGGAAUAUUUUGAGGGAGAAACAGAAGCAAUGAGGUUAGGCAAAGGAGUUAUGCAAGAAAUUGUUGGUGCCUUCCCUGGUAUUGAUGAGGCUAUGAGUUAUGCAGAGGUUAUGAAACUGGUGAAAGGUAUGAACUUCAGUGCUGUAGUAUUUGACACUGCACCCACAGGACACACUCUGCGUCUGCUGUCCUUCCCACAGGUUGUUGAGCGAGGACUUGGUAAACUAAUGAGACUGAAGUCUAAGGUUGCCCCAUUCAUCAACCAAGUAGCAACUCUGUUUGGCUUAGCAGAGUUCAAUUCAGACAUGUUUAGCAACAAAAUGGAUGAAAUGCUUUCUGUUAUAAGACAAGUGAACACUCAAUUCAAAGAUCCAAACCAAACGACAUUUGUGUGUGUCUGUAUUGCCGAGUUCCUUUCGCUUUACGAGACUGAGCGCCUAGUUCAGGAGUUGACGCGAUGCGGUAUUGACACACACAACAUUAUCGUCAACCAGCUGUUACUGCGAUCGUCGGCGCCGUGUGACUUGUGCGCGGCGAGACAUAAAGUGCAGGAGAAGUAUCUAGAACAGAUUGCAGACUUGUAUGAAGACUUCCACGUUACAAAACUGCCUUUGCUGGACAAAGAAGUUCGAGGCGCCGCCGCUGUGAACGCGUUCUCCGAAUACCUGCUGAACCCCUACAAGCCGCCCGCACCAGCCACGUGAUCUGCCCAUUACUGGCCCAGUACUGUGCGUGUCUAUCUCAGUGCAAAGAAUUUUAUAUCCAGUUCAAUUAUUCGUUUCUAAAUUAAUCUUUGGUGAGUGAAGGUGCUAUUUGUCACAAGCUUGAAUUUAAACUGUUGCCAGUUACGUGACCACAAUUCUAUAAUUCUGGGGUUUGAAGAUAUAAUUUGUAUCUAUUGUUACUAUAUUCUCCAC